This is a messenger RNA of Fusarium pseudograminearum CS3096, 14490 nucleotides long. RefSeq names its product NPS2 (gene NPS2). NCBI's taxonomy places the organism in Eukaryota, Fungi, Ascomycota, Sordariomycetes, Hypocreales, Nectriaceae. Gene Ontology annotation, cellular component: cytoplasm. Gene Ontology annotation, biological process: amino acid activation for nonribosomal peptide biosynthetic process; secondary metabolite biosynthetic process. Bases 1 to 14490 code for a protein of 4829 amino acids. The record is from RefSeq and is a predicted model, not a curated record. The transcript has 4 exons. Gene Ontology annotation, molecular function: catalytic activity; phosphopantetheine binding.
AUGGACAUCACUGGGCUUUCGAUCAUGAAUGCCCAGGCAUCCAGGCAACCUGGGCCACAUCUGUUGCAUCAACUGGUUAAGCCUCCAAGCCAAAAUGUUGCUCUGGAUUAUAUGGGAAGCAACCAGCGAGUAAAUCUUACAUACCAUCAGCUGCAUGAAGCCGCAUCAUCCCUCGCCAGCCGCAUCACCAAAACCUCGGGCAGUGCCCAGGGCCAGUUUGUUGUCCCUGUCCUCAUUCACCAGUCCCCUUCACUCUAUAUCUCCCUUUUGGCCAUCCUGAAGGCCGGAGGAGCCUUCUGCCCUCUGAACAUCGACGCACCACCGGAACGGGUGAAAUUUAUUCUUGGCGAUGUAGCGGCAACAGUGGUGCUCGUAUCAAAAGAGCUUGCCUCCGCGAUACCUAAUGGCAUUAGUGCAGCCGUGAUCAUAGUUGAUGAGGAAGAAGACCAAAGCAGCACACUUCAAAGUCUAUCGACUGAAGUCAACUCUCGGGUUCCCGAACCAGAAGACCUGGCCUAUGUCAUGUAUACUUCCGGUUCGACAGGAACGCCCAAAGGUGUGGGAAUUUCCCAUGAUGCUGCGACACAAGCUCUUAUUGCACACGACAGACAUAUUCCAUCAUUCUCUCGCUUUCUACAGUUCGCAGCACCCACAUUUGAUGUUUCUGUUUUUGAAAUAUUCUUCCCAUUCUUCCGAGGAGCGACUUUGGUCAGUGUGCGAAGAAUCGAGAUGUUGGACGAUCUUCCUGGGGUAUUGCGUGCCAUGGAGGUAGACGCUUGCGAACUCACACCAACAGUCGCCGGAAGUCUGUUGCGGACAAGAGCGAAUGCACCGGACCUCAAGGUGUUGUUGACUAUCGGUGAAAUGCUCAAUGCACCCGUUGUCGAAGAAUUUGGAGGCGAUGAAAACAGACCAAGCAUGCUUUGGGCAAUGUACGGUCCGACUGAGGCGACUAUUCAUUGUACACUCCAAGCGGAAUUUUCUUCUGACUCUUCAACGGGAAACAUUGGUGUACCCUUAGACACAGUCUCAUGUUUUAUCAUUGAAACCCCUGAUUCAGAUAGUGAACAAUCUGAGAUACGAAUUCUUCCCCAAGGGGAGGUUGGAGAACUAGCUGUGGGCGGCUACCAACUAGCCACUGGCUAUAUCAACCGGCCUGAACAGACAAAUUCGGUUUUCAUUGAUUCGCCCUUUGGUCGCAUUUAUCGUACAGGCGACAAAGCUCGGCUACUCCCAAAUGGAAAGCUGGAAUGCCUUGGUCGAUUAUCAGAUGGGCAAGUGAAGCUGCGAGGGCAGCGCUUAGAGCUAGGCGAAGUGGAACAAGCUGUCCUUCGCACAUCAGGAUGUCACAGCGCUGUAGCAGCGGUGGCGAGAUCUAUCCUGGUGGUGUUUUGCGCCGUGGAUGCAGGUGUUACAGAAGAUGCUGUUCUGAAGCACUGCGGAGAUUGGCUGCCGCAGUACAUGGUUCCCGGAGAAGUGGUUUUGAUGUCUGAAUUUCCUAGACUACCCAGCGGCAAGGUCGAUAGGAAAAGGCUCAAGGCAGAGUACGAGGAACACAAAGAAGCCAUGUUAGAAGACAUUGCAGACUCCGAACCUAUGGAUGAGUUCGAGUCAAAUCUUCUGGUGGUCGUGUCUCGUGUCAUGAAUUUCAAAGUCACCAAGUCCACAUCUCUCGCUGCUAUCGGGAUGGACUCUCUCAGCGCAAUCAAACUUGCCUCAGGUCUUCGGAAUGCAGGAUAUAGCAUUGAUACGACCGAUCUGCUCACAGCGAAAACUGUAUUCGACAUUGUUUUCGCUGCACGGAGGCAGAUACAAAGUCAAACUGUCAGCUCCCCGCCGGCCUCAACAAACCUGUCGCUAGACUUCAGCCAAGUUUUGCAGCAGAACGCCACCCUGGCUGACAUGAGCGGCUUGGUUGAAGAGAUAAUCCCAUGUACUCCGUUGCAAGCGGCCAUGCUGGCUGAAACGUCUCACAGCUCAACUGCGUAUUGCAACCAGGUCGAGCUCACUAUUCCACUCAGCUACUCUGCCUAUCAAAUUUCCGAAUCGUUCGCGCAUCUAUCGCAGAAGAACCCAAUUCUACGCACCGGAUUUGCGAUUGUUGAUGGAAGAUUCGUCACCCUUGUCUACGGGGAACUCCGACCUGAGCAAAUCAAAGUCGUUGACCAGGUUCAAGGUGACUUCUCGCUUUCAUCACCGGAAGAUUUUGGCUCCCCUAUGAGACUUCAGAUUCAACGAGAUUCCGUGGAUGAAAAAUCCCGUGUCCUUUUGCAGAUACAUCACUCACUAUACGAUGGCUGGUCCAUGGAUGUUCUGCUUUCUGAUUGGUCUAAGCUGCUUUUGCAAGAACCAGUAUCAGAGCAUUCGUCGUUUCGUGAGGUUGUUAAUUUUUACCAACAACUGCAAACCAGUGAUGAUGCACGGAUGUUUUGGACUGAAAACCUCGUGGGAUGGAAGCAAACACCACUGCCCAAGCUGCGCGAUAAGCUUGUUCACUCGAGUGAGGUCCUUUCAUUCCGAAGACCUAUGUCACUUUCUCGUAGUAGAGUUGCUGCAGAAGCCCAGAGGAAUGGCUUCAGCCCCCAGGUUUUGUUCCAGGCAUCGCUAGCUUUGUUAUGGACUAGUGUUACAGGAGUGCGGGAUAUCACAAUCGGUUCAGUAACAUCUGGAAGAACUAUCCCGGUGAUAGACAUUGAACAAAUCAUUGGACCUUGUAUUGCUGCGCUGCCCGUCAGGAUAGACUUCGACAAGGUUUCUAUUGGUCUGGACCUACUCAAAAACCUACACUCCAGCAACAGAAAGAUUAUGCAACACUGCACAGUCUCUCUGUCAGAGGUUAAGAAGUUAGUUGGGUUGCAACUCGGAGAGAGUCUGUAUGAUGUACUAUUUGUGUACCAGGAGUCACUCGCUAGCUCAGAGCGAACACAAUGCAUAGUUAAAGAAGCCACUCAUCUUGACCGCUUGGAAACGCCCAUCUUGUUCGAAGUCGAGCCGACAGAAGACGGAUUCACGUUGCAAGUUACAUACCAUGAAGCGAUCGUGCCACCAGCAACAGUUCAGCACAUGGUUGAUCAAUUUGAGGCGUUAGCACACUCAAUCUUGGAAAGGCCUACCCAAGAGAUCAAGUGUGCAUUGAGUGAGAUCAAAUGCACUCCGUCUGUUGACAAUAUCAAUGCAUCUCCACCCGAACGAGUCCCUGACUUAGCGCGGCUUUUUGAGGAUGUUGUUCACAAACACCCAGAGGAGAAUGCCCUGCUAUUUUUGCACUCUCUGGAAGUUGUGAAUAGUGUGGUUUGGUCAUUCCGAGAACUGAACAAUGAGGCAAAUCAGAUCGCGCAUUACUUGCACAGCUGUGGUAUCCAAGUCGGUCAGGUGGUGGCCGUGAUCAUGGAAAAAUCGCCUGCUCUGUAUGCAUCAAUCUUGGCCAUCAUCAAGUGCGGUUGUGGAUAUCUGCCAAUUCUCCCUUCAACACCUCUUGCCCGUACUCGCGAGAUUUUAUUACAAGCCGAGAUCAAGUACUGUUUGCUUGACAGUUCAUCCGACCAGCUUGCAUCCAUGCCUGGGUUGUCAACCAUUGCUGUCAACACUAACUUGUUCAACGAAUUCUCCACAGCCAACUUAGACAAUGAAGUUGAUGGAUCUCGACUUGCGUACGUGAUUUAUACGUCAGGUACUACGGGGACCCCAAAAGGUGUCGCCGUUCAGCAACAGAGCAUUGCUGCGAACAUUGAACAUCUCGAGGCAACGUACCCGAGGCCCUCCAGCUCACAAGGUCGGCUCCUUCAAGCAUGUUCUCAAGCUUUCGAUGUAUCGGUUUUCGAAAUAUUCUAUACUUGGUGCGCCGGUAUGUGUCUAUGCGCAGGCACCAAUGACACAAUUCUGGAGGACAUUGAACGUUCAAUACGCGACCUUGAGAUUACGCACCUUAGCAUGACACCGACUGUGGCUGCCCUUGUCGACCCUUCAAACGUCCCAAGUGUGCAAUUCCUUGUCACGGCCGGUGAGCCCAUGACACAGGCCGUACACAACAAAUGGUGUCACCAGCUGUGGCAGGGCUAUGGUCCCUCUGAAACCACGAAUAUCUGCACAGUCAAGAAGAUGGCGGCAGAUGACCAUAUCGAGCACUUGGGGCACGUGUUCCCUAAUACCUCCGUUGUAGUCCUCUCCCCAGAAACGCUUGACACUGUGCCUCUGAAUUGGGUCGGGGAGUUCUGUUUUGGCGGUGCGCAGGUUGCUCAAGGCUACCUAAACAUGCCAGAGCUCACAGCGCAAAAGUUUAUCCAUCACCCUCAGUAUGGAAAGCUCUACCGAUCCGGAGACAUGGGACGCAUGCUUCCUGAUGGGUCUUUGGUAAUUCUAGGUCGUAUCGAUGACCAGGUGAAGUUGAGAGGCCAACGAAUUGAGAUAGGCGAGAUCAACAGCACAGUCACCAUGGCUGGAUUUGCAACCUCAGCUGCUACGGUCUUAGUGCAACAUGAGGAAAGCACUAUAAAACAGUUAGCCCUCUUCUUUGUUCCUCGGCAUGAACCUACUGAGUUCCGUAUGCUGGAGAUUGACAAUGAAGUUCAACAGUCUUUGGCUGCGCACAUGCAAUCACGCCUGCCUGGAUAUAUGGUACCAUCUUACCUUGUGCCGAUCUCUUCUAUGCCGAUGACAUCGAGCGGAAAAGUAGACAAACGUCGUUUGCAUGACUGUUUCAACAAGCUGGACCGACACUAUCUCGAAGAGGUGUCGAGAUCGUCUAGCGAUAAUCCAGAUGAUGGUGACUGGAGUCAAAUGGACCUGGUAAUCUCUGAAGUCAUCAAAGAAUCCGUGGCAGCAUCCGUUGGUGGUUUCGGUCGAUGGACGCCCUUCACCAUCCUCGGAGUAGACUCCAUCUCAGCGAUUGAUCUUGCUCGUGCCCUAAGUGCAAAAUUAGGGGCCCGUGUUGCAGUAUCUGAUAUCCUGCGCAAUCCAACUAUCGCCCAACUGGCAAAGCAUCUGGAGGGGAAGCCUUCGUAUGAAGCGACGGCAUUUGAGGACACUCAAAGGGAAUUUUUCCCUGCCGCCUUCACCGCCGCAAUAAAAGAACUCUUCCUCGGGGAGUCAAAGGCCAUCAAAGAUGUCUUGCCAUGUACACCCUUACAAGAAGCAAUGCUGUCUCGUGGACAAAGAGGCUACUAUAACAAAGUUCUCUUGCGUCUGAAGGCGGAACCUGGGGCAAUCCGAUCAUAUUGGGAAGUAAUGUCAAAGAGGCAUGAUAUCCUCCGCACCUGUUUCGCUACGACGACAGACUCUAAGCAUGCUAUUGCUCAGGUUGUCCUGGAAGAUUGGGAAAUUCCCUGGAGAAAAUUUGACAUCAGUGAACCAUCGUUUGAUGGAGCGAUCGAAGAACAUCUUAAAUCUUUGCCAGACCCAGUUGACUCUAGAACCCCGCCUGUGUCUCUAGCUCUUCUUCGAUACAGAGGUUCCGCGUUCCUUUCGUUUAUCUGCCACCAUGCGCUAUAUGAUGGCGUGGCGAUGGAGCGACUGCUGAAAGAAGUGGAAGCGUUGGCUGGCGGCGAUGCUCUGCUACCCCCAGUGUCGUAUAAAGAGUUUCUGAAGAUUUCGACCAAUCUACCCAACGACACCGAGGAGUUUUGGCAACAGCACCUUCGAGGACACAAGGCAUUGUCAAUAUUCACACAGUCAAGUUCAAGUAAGAUUGACCAGAGUACUUGUACCACAUCCCUGGACAUGCCCCUUGCCGAUCUGCAGGGACGUCUCCGUGACUUCGGUACGACUCUUCUCUCAGUUUGUCAAGCAAGUUGGGCCACUGUUCUUGCGAUGACCUACCGGCAACCCGAUGUGUGCUUUGGAAAUGUUAUGAGCGGUCGAACGCUGGAUAUUGAUGGUCUGGAAAGGCUUGUGGCGCCCUGUUUCAAUACCAUACCCAUUCGAGUUGACUUGCCGACAACAUCGAGCAACAUCGACAUGGUCAAGCACUUGCAAAAGCUAAACACGGAGCUGCUCACAUACCAAUUCACCCCAUUGCGUCUGAUACAGCGAAGUAUCAACCGUACUGGUAAACACAUAUUUGAUACCCUAUUGCUGCUACAAAAGCCGCUACAAGACAUCGAUCAAACUGUCUGGGAACUCGAAGCAGACUCUGGAGAUAUGGACAUCCCUUUAGUUUUCAUCAAUCUUCAUCGGGAUAUGAGUAUUGUAACCGAAGACGUUGCCUCAGCUAUGGCUGACGCGUUCAAGGUGAUACUGAAGGCCAUUUUGACAGCUCCUCACUCAACCCCAAUGACUAUUGAGGAUCUUCCUGACAGCUUGCGCUCGAUACUGCAGCAGCUCGAGCCCCAGCAUGAAAAGAAAGACAACACAGGGCAGAUGCCUGACGAGGAGGAACAAUGGAGCGAAGUUGAACUAGAUGUCCGUCAAGUUCUGGCCAAGCUCUCUGGAGUGAGUGACCAUCAAAUCAAGCGCCGCACAACCAUCUUUCAACUUGGCCUAGACAGUAUAAACGCAGUUCAAGUGGCUUCAAUUCUCCGUCAGCGCGGAUUUACCGUUUCUGCGUCUGAUGUAAUUGAAUGUCCGAGUUGCUCCAAGAUAGCUGCCAAGCUACUGGAAAACCGCUCAAGAACGAAGAGCGAGGAUUUGAAAAGAUACGACAUUGGUCGAUUCUCACAUCAAGUCUACUCCGAGGUUGCUGGCCGGAUACCUCAAACAGCGACUAUUGAAGCGGUUCUUCCCUGCACACCUUUGCAGUCCGCCAUGCUGGCAUCGUUCAUGCAAUCUGGGGGCGAAAACUAUCUCAACGCAAUGGAGUAUAUUGCCACAGAUGAGAUCUCGCUAGAGAGUCUUGAAAAGGCUUGGCAGUUGCUCCAUGACCGACACCCCAUGCUAAGAACUGGUUUUGUGCCUGUCCAACACCCUGAUGCCACAUUUGCUAUGGUUAGGUAUGCACCAGGUUCGAUGAAAACGCCCUUGAGUAUUGCAGAAUCCGAGGGCGAUGAGGCAUCCGAAUUGUUGCAUUUGAAGGGCAAUACGAGCGAAAGAGUUCUUGCUGCAUUGCACCAACCCCCUUGGAAAGUGGUUCUGGCCCAGACCUCCCAACAAACCUCAAUGAAAUUUGUUGCUCACCAUGUACUUUACGAUGCGCCUGCACUUCAAAUGAUGCUUGAUGAUCUUUCUCGACUUGUCAAGAGCGAACGACUGCCGCCAGUGUCAAGGAUUGAGCCUGCCGUGUCGGCGAUUCUGAGUAACUCACUGGGCGAGCAAGGGUCAGAGAAAGCUUUUUGGGAGGCCAAGGCAAGCAGUACUGUUGUCAACAAAUUCCCAUUGAUGGCUCCGCUGCGAGUUGAGAGUCGAUGUAUGCUGGCUGACACAACUGUGGCAUCUCUAUCAUUUACCAAACUCAAGCGUGCUACUCAAGCCUCAAAUGUAACCGUCCAAGCAGUCAUCCAGGCGGCCUGGACCCGAGUGCUGGCCUCCUAUUUGGGUGAGAACUCGGUGGUCUUUGGAGUUGCACUAUCUGGAAGAACGACCGAUGAGACCAAAGACGCCCCGUUCCCAUGCCUCAACACAGUUCCCGUUGUGGCGAACAAUGUUACGUCUAAUGCUGAGCUGGUCAGCUACAUGAUGGAAUACAAUCAGCGCCUUCACAAGCAUCAAUUUUCACCACUUGGGAAAGUUCAGAGAUGGCUGGGACAUCCAGCUGGCCCUGUGUUUGACACGUUGAUUGCUUAUCAAAAAAUGCCAGACGCCGGAUCUUCCUCUUUACCGUGGAAGCUGGUCAAGGAUGAGGCAAGAGUCGAGUAUUCAGUUUCAUUGGAAAUUGAACCUACAGAAGAUGACCAUGUUCGUCUGUGUAUAACCUAUUACAACGAUAUACUUCCUCGCGAGCAGGCACAGCUCCUGAUGAAGCAAUUCGACUCUUCGCUGAACCACAUCGCCUGCAAUAAUCUCGCUGCUGAAGAUGAGGCUUUUCAUCUUUCGCCAGACUUGUACUCUGUUCUACCUCCCUCGCAUCCAGUACUCGAUGCCCCUGUCCAAUUCUUGCACCAAUUCGUGGAACUGGGAGCAGUUGUUCACCCAAAUAAACUUGCUCUUGAGUUUGUCUCGGCUUUUGAUGGAGACACAUGCCUUAAACAACAAUGGGACUACCGCCAGCUCAAUAUCAUGGGAAACAGGGUGGCCAACAUGCUUCAAGAAAAUCUCACUCCUGGCAGUAUUGUCGCAAUCCACUUCGACAAAUGCCCCGAGGCGUACUUUUCCAUCCUGGGUAUUCUCAAAGCUGGCUGCUCUUUUGUUGCGCUUGAUCCCUCUGCACCAAAGGCUCGAAAGCAGUUUAUUGUUGAAGAUUCAAAAGCACCUUGUCUGCUCACACGGAGUUUGGAAGACCUCGACUUCGAAGUCAAAACUGCUAUUUUGGAAGUGAGGAUCGAGUCUUUGAGUGCGCUGGAACAAGAAGAGCUUGUUUUCCAACCAGUAAUCUCCCCCUCAGACACCUGUUAUUGCCUCUAUACUUCUGGGACUACAGGAACUCCCAAAGGCUGUGAGAUCACCCAUGAUAAUGCUGUUCAAGCAAUGAUGGCCUUCCAAGAGCUUUUCAAGGGCCAUUGGGAUGCUGAUUCACGCUGGCUUCAAUUCGCAGCCUUACAUUUUGACGUUUCCGUCCUCGAGCAGUAUUGGAGCUGGUCUGUGGGUAUGGCUGUUGUUGCUGCUCCAAAAGAUCUCAUUCUAGACGACUUGACAGCAUCCAUCAACAAGCUUGAGAUUACGCAUAUUGAUCUAACACCAAGUCUGGCACGGCUAACACACCCCGACGAGAUCCCUAGCCUCUGCCGUGGUGUCUUUAUCACUGGCGGAGAACAGCUCAAGCAAGAGAUUCUUGAUGUUUGGGGACCGAAAGCAGUCAUUUAUAAUGCCUACGGUCCAACAGAGGCCACUAUCGGUGUUACUAUGUUUCAGCGUGUGCCCGUCAAUGGUCGACCCAGUAACAUCGGAAAGCAGUUCCCCAACGUUGGUUCAUUCAUAUUCAAACAAAAUACAAACACGCCUGUUUUACGUGGCGCUGUUGGUGAGCUUUGCGUAUCAGGCAAACUGGUCGGAAAAGGCUACCUCAACCGACCUCAACUCACAGAGGAGCGAUUCCCUACACUGGAGGAGUUUGGUGAACGCGUUUACAGGACUGGAGAUCUUGUACGCGUCCUGUAUGAUGGCUGCUUCGACUUCCUGGGUCGGGCUGACGACCAAGUCAAACUGCGAGGCCAACGGCUCGAAAUCGCAGAGAUCAACCACAUCAUCCGCACUGACGUUACUGAGGUCCACGACGCUGCGACAAUCGUGGCUCGACAUGGAACCAGUGGCAAGGAUGUCUUGGUAUCAUUCAUUGUCGGCGAGCACCUAACCACAGGGUCGCUCAGAGUUGUGUCGGAUGAAGAGGGUCUAGCUAAUAAAGCAAAAGAAGCCUGCCGUGCCAAGCUUCCAGGAUACAUGGUGCCGACGUAUAUUCUCCGUCUUCCAUAUAUCCCGCUGUCUUCUAACAACAAGGCCGAGAUAAAGGAUUUGAAGAAGCUCUUCAGUGAACUCGCGCCUGAACAGCUCAUGGAGCUAUCUCAUGCCGCAACAGCUCCCGUUUCGCAAGGUGCUCGGGAUAUUCUUGCUCUGCUAUACGACGCUUUGACGCAGUUUAGUAACAUCAACAAAGAUGAUCUUUCAUCAACGACAAGCAUAUUCGAUGUUGGCGUGGACUCAAUCACAGCACUCAGACUGGCCUCGCUCCUCAAAUCGCGUGGUCUACAUGCAGUGUCACCUGCCAUGUUGCUCAAAAACCCUGUCAUUGGUGAUCUUGCAAACUAUCUUGCUAAGGCCGCUUCAAGUCAAAGGCAGAAGCUCGCCAGAGAAACCAAACAGUCCAUCCAAGCGUAUGCGCAUCGGCACCGUGGCUUAGUCUAUAGCAGUCUCAAUAUUGGGCCAGCGGAUAUCGAGUAUAUUGCGCCAUGCUCACCGUUGCAACAAGGAAUCAUUUCGCGGUCCCUUACGAGUACAAAACCUGGGGCUUACUUCAAUACUUUCCAGUUGAAUCUCAACCAGUCUACGACUACAACAAAGCUUCAACAGGCAUGGAAGGAUUUAGUAUUCUCUGAGAGCAUCCUGAGGACCGUCUUCGUACCUUCCACAGAUGGCUUCUUACAAGUUGCUUUGCGAAACCCUCUCUUCCCCUGGGAAUCCACCGCCUUUGGCUCAAACGAAUUGGCCGAAGACUACCUUGCAGAGCAAAAAGAGAAUUGGAUACAACGGAACAAAUCUUUGAUUACGCAGCCUUUGUUGUUGACUUAUGUCGAAACACCUACAUCAAGAUUGUUGACUGUUCAUAUUUUCCACGCACUGUAUGAUGGAAACAGCUUCGAUCUCAUGAUGGAUAGAGUAGCUGUAAAUUACGCAGGUAACUCUAUUAAGAAAGCUCCUUCGUUCUUUGAAGCUCUCACGUCUGGCCCUUUGACAAGACAUGACAACUGUAAGGGUUUCUGGGAGAAGCAUCUGGAAGGCUGGACACCCUCUUCGAUCACAUCACAUGAGAGCAGCGCUCACAACUCAGUCGUUGUUGCUGAACGUGAGAUGCUUAUCUCAAACUUCGAGGCAAUUCGAUCUUCACAUAACGUCACACUCCAGGCCGUGAUAAUGGCACUUUGGACUUCUGUUUUGCAGAACCUCGUUCAAAGCCAAAUCACUAUUGGCGUUGUCGUAUCGGGGAGAGCAAUUGAUCUCCCAGGGGUAGAAAACACCAUUGGUCCGCUAUUCAAUACUGUGCCUUUCUUCCGCCAAGCUGUUCAACAAGAUGAUUGGAGAUCGCUAGUCCGACGAUGUCAUGACUUCAAUGCUUCGGUUCUUGACUUCCAACACGUUCCUCUGAAGAAUAUCCAGAAGUGGUGCUCUCAUAACAAAGCUCUGUUCGACACCCUCCUCACCUACCAAAUUGAAGAAGCCAAGACAGGUGACAAUGAGCUGCCUUUUGAGAUUCAGAAUAGCGAAGUAACUCCUGACUACCCGCUUGCUCUUGAGGUUGUCUAUACAAAAAAGGGCAAACUCCGAUUUACGCUUAUUGCUCAGGGACAUGUGGUCUCUCAGUCGGUUCUGGACGACCUCCUCAACGAGAUCGAGCGUUUUGCCGACCUAGUGGCGGAGUCACCACAGAGUGAAGUGCCUGUUCCACAAUUCAAGAUUCCUCUCAUCGACAACUUCCACGGUGUCAAUGCAGAAAACGACAGCCAGAACAGUUUUGAAUGGACGUCAGAAGCCCGAACAAUACAAAACGAAAUCUCUCUACUGGCCGGUAUUAACCCUGUAGACAUUGCAGAAGAUGCUUCCAUUCUGGAGCUCGGCCUUGACAGCAUCGACGUGAUCAAGCUUGCAGCCAAGCUCAAGAAAAAGAGCAUCAAUCUAGCCCCUUCACAGAUCAUGCGUCAACAAACAAUCGCCAAAAUGAUCACCGAGCUAGCAAGUCUCAUCAAUGACUCUUCACACCCCACAAGAGACAGCCUCCUGUCGCUCAUUGGAGACAGGUUGUGCGAACAUCUUGAGGCUUCGGGAGUGGAUAUGAGCAAUGUAGAAUCUGUGUUACCGCCCACCCACCUUCAGGAAUCGAUGGUAGCCGGAAUGAUCCAUUCUGGCUUUGAGGCCUAUUUCAACCACGAUAUUCUACGGGUGUCCGACCAUGUUGAUACUGCACAGCUCAUUCAAGCUUGGAAGCACCUCAUACACCAAACACCAGUUUUGAGGACAGGCUUCUAUCAAGUGGAGAGUCAGGACUUUGACAUGACAUUUUGUCAAGUGGUGUCGAAAUCCCUCGAUAUCGAUUUUGAGGUAACGAGAAUUGAAGACCUCAGCGAGUUAUACCAGAUCACCGAUGCUGCCAAGUUCGUGGCUAAGAAUGGGCGAGGACAAAAACAACUUUUUCAGUUGAAGCUGGCGGUCAUAGGCCAAGAACGAUACAUGGUUCUCUCCAUUGCUCACGCUCUCUACGAUGGGUGGUCUUUAAGUUUACUAUUCCAAGAUCUCCAGACACUGUUAGAGGAAAGAUCGAUCACUCGGCCUCCAGUAGAGCAAUUCCUCGCGAGAGUGAUGGAUUCCACAACUCACAAGGGCAAGGACUUUUGGAUGCAAUAUUUACAAGACGCUCCACCAUCAACCAUUCCCACAAAAGCCCGGCUCCCCACAGUUGAGGAAAAGGUCCAACGAUUUGAGUCGGUAUCGAAAGUCAGUCUAUUGGAGAUAGAAGCAGCCUGUAAAAGGCUGUCGGUCAGUCUACAGGUACUCUGUCAAGCUUGUUGGGCAGUCACUCUAGCACGCCAGAUCCGAAGCACAGACGUGACAUUUGGCACCGUCUUAUCGGGGAGAGACUUCGAUGGAGCCGACAGUCUGGUAUUUCCAACAAUGAACACAGUUGCCUUGCGAUGCAUACUGCAUGGCUCGGCAGCUGAGUUUCUGCGUUAUCUAGAAGAAAACAUGACUGACAUUCGGGACUUCCAACACUAUCCCCUCCGUAAAGCUCAAUCGGCCGCAAAAGUUGACGGACAAGACUUGUUCAAUACCUUGUUCAUACUUCAAAGGUCACCGGUAUCGAGUGACCCAGCGGAUCGCCCUCUGUUGACCUCGGUUGAAGCGUCGUCGUCCACUGAGUAUCCUCUCUGCGUGGAAGCUGAAGCUGUCUCAGACUCUCUAGUGUGGAGACUCGCACUACAGCCCCAGUGUAGCUGGGAUGGAGGUCCUCAGAGUCUGCUCGAGACGCUAGAUAGUGUCAUGAGCUUUCUGCUGAAAUCGAAAGAUCCUGAAAUCCUGUCGUUUGGCGAACGAGGCGUGUCAAUUUGUGGCACGCCUCCAGUAGCUCUACUAGAGAGCAUCAUCCACGAAGAUGCUUCCGAUAAUUAUUCAUCAAGAGAUGGGAAGAUUGAGUGGAACCAAAACGAAGUAGGAAUUCGGGAGGUUCUCCAUCAGGUCUCGAAUGUUCCAAUUUCGUCCAUCAAGCUUUCCGACAAUCUGUACCACCUUGGACUGGACUCAAUCAGUGCCAUCAAGGUAUCAUCUCUUCUACGAAAAGCGGGCAUAUAUCUCCGACCACAAGAUCUCAUCAAAUCCUCAAGCAUAUCGGAAAUGGCUCGAAAGGCAGACACUAAGCUCAAGAAGCCUUUGCAAACUCUUGAAACUGCCAAGGAAUGGGUACCUCCCGCUGACAUUGAUGUGAACAAGCUGCUUGCCGACAAUGGCAUAAACAAGGACAACGCAGAAGUUCUACCUGCAUUGCCGAUGCAAGUUUACAUGUUGACUGCAUGGGAAAAUUCCGAUGGUUCUGUCUUCUUCCCUGAGUUUCCCUGUCGGAUCAAAACCUCGGCUAGCCUGGGAGAGAUUGAUCAAGCUUGGGGCAAGCUUGUGUCCGAAACACCACUUCUACGAACCUGUUUUGCUUCCACACAGUCUCCGGCCACCCCUUUCGUACAAAUCAUUCUUAAAGAACCGGAUAUUCCGCUUUCAGGUUUGCAAUCGAAAGAACGCUCAAACUGCUGUAUCCGGCCGUUGGUCGAGGCAAACAUCGAACAGGAGGACAAAGACACAUGGCUUUUACGUCUCAAACUACACCAUGCUCUGUAUGACGGAGUCAGUCUUCCUGCACUAUUACAGCGACUCUCUGAGUUACUGAAUGGCUCUGGUACUAUGGCAAAUAAAGGCCUCUCGCAGUGGAAGCAAUUUGCAAUGCGCCACACUGUGGAUGAAGCUCGAAUCGCAAGGCGAGAAUUCUGGACAUCGUAUCUCAAGGGCUCAUCUUCCAAUCCUAUCAUCACCAACUCUGACGCAGACGUCAAGAUGCGAACCUCGCAUUUGAACCGGUCUGCCAUCUCAGACAUCAGUCUCAUCCAGGCCCUUGCUACCCAAUCUGGCGUUUCCUUCCAGUCUUUGUUUCUCUCAGCUUACGCCAGAGCACUUGCCAAACAGAACAAUGUCUCUGAUGUUGUGUUUGGUUUGUAUCUUGCCAAUCGAGCUGCUGGCGAGGACCUCCCUCAAACUUACCCCACCUUGAAUCUUGUACCUUUGAGGGUCAGCUUACCUGUCAAUCGACCUUUAGCGGCUGUUACCGCCGACAUUCAAAGAGAUAUCCACCUCAUCACGUCUGAAGGUCGGGCAGAGGUUGGUCUUUGGGAGAUUGCACAGUGGACAGGAAUUGGAAUAACCUCAUUUGUGAAUUUCCUAACCCUCCCCGGCGACACCGAUCCAACUGGGAACUCCAUCACGGUAUUACCUGAGACGAACACAGAUAUUGCUGUCAAAGAUAGCUUACCUGAUCGUCCCCGGACACCCUACUUGGAAAGCAUCGUCAGAAACGAUAUUCCGAUGGCUAUCGAUAUUGAAGCGUCAGUUGAUGGCAAGAAUUUGGCUAUUGGUGUUUUUGGCUCUUUGCAGCAGAUCUCUCCUGAAGAGGCCUCGACCUUAGUUUCCAAUAUUGCAGAAAUCUUGGAUAAGGACAUUUAG